Messenger RNA from Phycodurus eques (leafy seadragon), 3229 nucleotides. RefSeq names its product xylosylprotein beta 1,4-galactosyltransferase, polypeptide 7 (galactosyltransferase I) (gene b4galt7). Lineage: Eukaryota; Metazoa; Chordata; Actinopteri; Syngnathiformes; Syngnathidae. Gene Ontology annotation, molecular function: xylosylprotein 4-beta-galactosyltransferase activity. The transcript is spliced from 6 exons. The record is from RefSeq and is a predicted model, not a curated record. Gene Ontology annotation, biological process: proteoglycan biosynthetic process; carbohydrate metabolic process. The coding region runs from base 366 to 1334 and encodes 322 amino acids.
UCAUGUUCGGCUCAGGUUUUUUUUUUUCCUCCUCGCGUGAAAAUAAAAUGAAGAAAAUUGUACUUGUCCUUAUUUAGGCUGGCGUUCUGUCCGCUUUAAGGGCGCUCGUCGCCGUCACGGAGGCUAACGUUAGCUUGUUAGCAUAGCUCGGCGCAGGUAUGCUAAUGAUAAUGCUACAUGCUACGUGCUACGUGUCCAGCCGUCGAGGAGAAAACGAGGACGCCGCGGCCGACGCGAGCGAGGCUUGCCCGGGAAGGAAGAAAAGUUGGAACGAAGUCCGAUUAAGUGUGACACGUCGUCAGCAUGCCGGACACUGCGGGCGUUAGCGCUGUUCUUUCGAAAAACUUGUCAACUUUUUAAGAAGCAUGAUGAUGUUUUCAUCGAGGAGGAAACCUGUGCUGUACUUUAAGGAGGAGAGAAGGUCCGCGUGGGGCCGCUGUUCCGUGUACAAGCUGUUCGGGCUCUGCGUGCUGCUGCUGACGUCGUCGCUGCUGUGGCUGCAGCUCGGCUGUUCGUCCGACACGCGGCGCCGCGGCGCCGGCCUCCCCCGGCGGCCGGACCCCCCGCCCCCGCCCCCGCCGUGCCGCCCCGAGAGCCGCCCGCCGGACGAGGCGUCGUGGGGUCCCCACAAGCUGGCGCUGGUGGUGCCCUUCCGGGAGCGCUUCGACGAGCUGCUGGUCUUCGUGCCCUUCAUGCACGACUUCCUCAACAAGAAGAAGAUCGAGCACCAGAUCCUCGUCGUCAACCAGGUGGACCACUUCAGGUUCAACCGAGCGUCCCUGAUCAACGUGGGCUACCUGGAGAGCGCCAACGACACGGACUACCUGGCCAUGCACGACGUGGACCUGCUGCCCCUCAACGAGGCGCUGGACUACGGCUUCCCGGCCGACGGACCCUUCCACGUGGCCUCCCCGGACCUGCACCCCCUUUACCACUACAAGACCUACGUGGGCGGGAUCCUGCUGCUCACCAAGAAACACUACCGCAUGUGUAACGGGAUGUCCAAUCGUUUCUGGGGCUGGGGCCGCGAGGACGACGAGUUUUACCGCCGUCUGAGGAAGGCCGACUUACAGCUGUUCCGGCCCAGCGGGAUCGGCACGGGAUACGGGACGUUCCGGCACGUGCACGACCCCGCCUGGCGCAAGCGCGACCAGAAGCGCGUGGCGGCCCAGAAGCAGGAGCAGUUCAAAGUGGAUCCUGAAGGGGGCCUCAGCAACCUGCGCUACCAUGUGGAGUCCCGCCAGGAGCUGACUGUAGGGGGCGCUCCGUGCGUCGUCAUCAACACCAGGCUGGAGUGCGACGCGGACAAGACGCCCUGGUGCCUCCUGGCGUAGGACGCGCCCGCCGCGCCCUUUCUUGGGGAAAGCCGACGCGGGCACACUUUGCCUGUGUUGGGCCUCACUCCGUGCCCGCUUUUUUGAGGCGCGGGGGUUUUCAGCUCCAAUUUAGGAAAAGGUCCAGAUGGAGAACAUUUUGGGGAAGCAAAAGAGCCGGAAGAUCAUCAAAUGUCCAUUUAUAUUUAAGUAGCCUAGUCGUCGUCUCGACACGUGCUCAAAUGUAUUUAAUACGAUUCCAAAACAUUUUGACGUUUGCUUUUGUCAAGUACCACAAAACUCAACAAAUAUGUCUGACUGCUGAGCUCGACAGUUGCGCUCAUAAGUUUACAAACCCCCGGCAGAAGUUGUUUUUUUUAAUAUGACUGAACAAGGAUUAUUUUGUCGACUAUGGUUUUGACUUUCUGAAAAGCCUUAGUUUAUUUGAACCACAUUUAAAAAAAAAAUAAAAUAAAAUACAAAUCAAUGUUUUACCUGAUAAUUCAGGUUUUCUUUAAGUCAAUAAAAAGCCAGAAGAAGAAGAAGACGUCCCUGUGCGCUGAGCAAAGACUAUUUGAUUCAUCGGUUCGACGACGGAUUCGCGAAUCAUUCGUUCGGCUUCCCGACUCCCGAAUCCCUCCGAAGGGAUUUUGAGUCAACUUUCGAGCAACGAUCAAGGUCCGCCCUAAAUCAACGCGUACGCUCAAAUCGACUGUAUAGCGAUGACCGAUUCCCACCGACACGGGCCCGAAUUGAGUGUGAGAGCGGCAGGUGGCGCUGUUGCAUCCGCUGCCCCAGAACGUGCGCGGGCGGGCGGGCGGGGAAGCAGCGCCCCCAGCUGGCAGACAUUCUCGCCUUCGCGCUGCUACCAAUUCUCAACGUGGAAACCGACGGGCCGAGGGAGGCCCGGGAGCCACGUUUUUACUUUGAGUUUCUUCGUCUUUGUCACCAGAAAUGCUUUUCAAAAUUGAUUUAUUGUAAAUAGAAAAUGAACAAUUUAAGUGCAGAGCAGAUAGUUAACAUGUUUGAAAUGAAUUGUAAUGAAAAAUCAGAUUUUUAAAACGAUUUCUUUUUUGCAUGAAGGUUGUAUUUUUUCCCCUGCAAAAUCGGUGCAUCGAAAUGUGUUCAUUUUGUAUUCAUUUAUCUCAUUGAUUUAUUGUAAAUCAUGAAAUUAGAAAUGGUAACAGCGGCAAAUUUACAUUUUGGAUUUUUGGGUGAAAUGUAAUCAAAUCCAUUUUAAAUCGUAAAAUAAAACAGCAAGAAUUUAUUGAUUGCAUUAAUUUUGUUUUCCUAAAAUUGGUUAAUCCAAAUGCUUUUAUUCAUUUUGGUAUUCAUUUGAUCUCACGAACUAUUCAUUUGUGUUGAGUGAUUCAAUUUAAAAAGUGACCGUUUAAAGAAAUAUUCAUGAAAUAUAAUUCAAUGAAGGAAAAAGUACACCAUUUAUUCCAAAAUUCGCGUGAAUUCUUUUAUUGAAACAAACGAUUGUAUGUUUUGCAUUUAGUUUAUUUUCCACCUAACAUUUAUUUUAUUUAGUUUCAUUGAGAAUUGGCGUCACGGUGGAAGACCGGUUAGCACAUCUGCCUCCCACUUCUAAGGUUGCGGGUUCCAAUCCGGCCCGGCGUGUGUGGCGCUCGCGUGUCCUCGGGGUACUGCGCGUUCCUCCCACGUGGUUGUUUGUUUGGAUGUGCCCUGCGAUUGGCUGGCGACCGGUUGAGGGUGUGGCCGCAGAUAGCUGGGAUGGGCCCGCGUGAGGAGAAGUGCGACAGAAAUUGAAAAUUACUUUUAUAGAUUGAUUUAUCUCAUUAUGAAAUUGGAUGAUUGAUGUAUAGGAAAUAAUGACACAUGUAAAUAAAGUAAAGAAUUGUGCAUAAUCAUGUCUUUGUUAAGUUAUUAAAAGGACAAGCCGAAAGGAAAAG